AUGACGGCAAGUGCGAAUAGGGUGUCGACGUACACCUCGGCCUCGACGCAGUCGGACGGGCGCAAUGGCGAGAAAAAGGACCUCUGGAGCUCCAUGCUCGACAACGUCGCCAGCGGCAAGCGGUUACCGGAGAAGAACAUGAUCGUGCUCGGCGGCAACCCCGACUCGCAGCGGGAGUUUAUCGAGUCCUUGUCGCACAGCAGCGAGAAGCGGAGCCUGGACCGACAGAGCUCUAAGACACCGCCUGUCGCAAACAGCUUCGCUCUGGGUUACACUUAUUACGAUGUGCUGGAUGCCGAUCAAGAAGAUAUACUGGCGAGAAUUUCCCUCUACAUGCUGUCGACGCCAUCAGAAGCUUUCCCGAAACUCAUCCAACCCCUAAUCACGCCCGAGACAAUACCGAAUACCCUAAUGGUUGUACUGCUGGACUGGUCUACACCACACCUCUGGAUGCGGCAACUGCGAGAAUGGAUUCUGUUCAUGCGGAGCAUUUUGGAGAACUCGAGCCAUGAGUGUCAAGCGGCGAUGGAAGAAGUAAUGGUCAGCUGGCGGGACAGGGGUAGAGGCGGCGGUUCGACAAACCUCGACGGCACAGGAGCCACGACGAGCGAAGGUGAUGUAGCGUUGCCUCUCGGCCCUGGCGAAUGGGAGGAAGGUAUCGGACUGCCGCUAUGUGUGGUUUGCCAAAAUGCAGAGAAGAUGGAGCAGCUGGAAAAGACACAGGGCUGGAAAGAGGGCGACUUCGACCAAGUACUACAAUAUCUCCGAACUGUUUUGCUGAGACACGGCGCUUCUCUUAUUUACACCACACCGAAUGUCCCCUCAUCCAUACCGAGCCUGGUACAUUCUAGCCUAGGCAUUACCUCCCUCCUAAAGCGCCAACCGCUCAAGCACAACGUGAUCGACAGGGAUAAGAUCCUCGUCCCCCCAAACUGGGACUCUUGGGGCAAGAUCCGCGUGCUGCGCGACGGCUUCGAUGUAGAAACCACGAGCCAGGGCUGGUCCCACGACCUGCAGUCUACCUUCCCCUCACCCCCGAUGACGACCGAGGGCCUCAACACCAUUCAGAGAGCCAAGGCGGACGGAGAUUACAACGGCGAGGUCUGGUCCUCCGCCGUCGCCCCCUUCGAGGACUGGAUUCGCGAUCUCAGCAGCGCUGGCAGUGCCAUCUCCUUCACAGGACGCGACGCAGAUGCCUCACAGCUGGAGAUGUCAUCAACGGACACGCAAGAGUUCUUGGGUUCAAGCUUGCAGACGCUCGAGCAAUACCGCAGCAGGAGCGCCGAGGACAAGAAGGCGGACGCGGCCAAGUCGAGAACGGGCCAGCGGACGGAUGAGCCUGAUCUUGGCCAAACGCUUAGGCAGGGCGACGGCAAAGUCAGCCAGCAUAUCGGACCUGUACAGUUCAACAUGGGAGGCAUCCAGGUAGAUGCCGACGACAUGGUGCAGCGGCUUAAGGACCGUCAGGCAUACAGCUCUGCACAGGAACCGACUACACCACCCGCUGACACCGCGGAUGAGAACCCCGACGAGAUGGACAACGACAAACUGCAAGCCUUCUUCAGCGGUCUCAUGAACCGCAAACAACCCGCCAACGGCAGCCCUCGAGGGGGCUCCUGA
Messenger RNA from Colletotrichum karsti, 1620 nucleotides. Its product is annotated as dynein light intermediate chain. Gene Ontology annotation, cellular component: cytoplasmic dynein complex; centrosome. Gene Ontology annotation, biological process: microtubule-based movement; microtubule cytoskeleton organization. Bases 1 to 1620 code for a protein of 539 amino acids. The transcript has 5 exons. Gene Ontology annotation, molecular function: dynein heavy chain binding. The record is from RefSeq and is a predicted model, not a curated record. Lineage: Eukaryota; Fungi; Ascomycota; Sordariomycetes; Glomerellales; Glomerellaceae.